This is a messenger RNA of Aegilops tauschii subsp. strangulata, 3524 nucleotides long. Lineage: Eukaryota; Viridiplantae; Streptophyta; Magnoliopsida; Poales; Poaceae. The record is from RefSeq and is a predicted model, not a curated record.
UUCUUAGGCGGGCAUCUCACUCUAUCUUCAAAUUCCUUACAUUUUUGCAGUACUGUAACCCGCUUUCUAGAUAGCGGGAUUACGGCCGGUUUGGCUACAUGAUGAACGUGAUGAUUGCUGCCUCACGCCGUCUUGCUUCGCUGCCAACUACUUGUGGUUUUUUCUUCUCUUUCUUUUAUGUUUCUUUUUCGUGUGUUUGUGCUGUUGCCCUGAAAGACUAUUUUAUUUUGAUACGACACUUAAUUUUGUUGUAUGAACGUGAUGAUUGCUUUAUUUAUAAACCUUGUUUCAAGAGAAGGCAGUGUCAACUCUCCAGCCCCAUGUCAACUAAAGUUUAGUUUUUUGUGAGCCGAUCGAGUCGUGGCCUCCUCGUGGGUACAAAGUGGUGGCGAGAGAAUUCAGGCUAGAGCAGGGCCCACUCUUGAGCGACUUGCCGUAGACACUCCGGGGUGUAGUGUCCCCCCAGGCGUUAACUAAGGUUAUACGCGGAGUACCGAGUCCUGUUGGAUAUGUUGGGCAUGUGUGUGUGCGCGCCUGACCACAACGGAGAAAUUAACGCCGCGAGCAAUGGCGGCCACGCCGUGGCUUCUUCUUCUCUGCCUCAGCCUCGCCGCCGGAGGCGUACUGCAAGCUCGUGCCCAGCCUGACAGUAACGGAUUCAUAAGCAUAGACUGCGGACUGCAGGGGGAGGAGGGCUACGUGGACACGGCCACCAAGCUCUCGUACUACCCGGACACCGGCUUCACCGACGGCGCCGGCACCUGCCGCAACAUUUCGGCCGACUACAUAACGCCGUCCUUGUGCAAGUGCAUGUAUACCGUCCGCAGCUUCCCAUCCGGCCCGCGGAACUGCUACACGCUCCGCUCCCUCGUGCCCGGGCUCAAGUACCUCAUCCGGGCCAAGUUCAUGUACGGCAACUACGACGCCCUCCGCCGGCCACCCAUCUUUGACCUCCACAUCGGCGUCAACCACUGGCACACCGUGAACAUCACGAAGCCGCAUGUGGAGAAGUCUGUGGAGGCCAUCCUUGUGGUGCCAGACGACUUCGUGCAAGUUUGCCUGAUCAACACCGGCGCUGGGACGCCCUUCAUCUCUUCGCUGGAGCUCAGGCCGCUCAAAAAGACGAUCUACCCGCAGGUGACUGCAGCACACGGGCUCCUGCUCUCUGAGAGGAUCAACUUCGGCCAGAUUGAUGAAAACAACGUCAUCAGGUAUCCUGGCGAUACAUAUGACAGAAUAUGGACGCCUGUGGUCAGCUCUGGAACAUAUACCGAGGUAUCGACGACGAGCAAGGUCAUACCGGACAGCCUCUUUGAGGUACCGACGACCGUGAUGCAGACGGCGAUGAGGCCACGAAAUGUCUCAAGCGGCAUGUCAUUGUCUUGGGACCCUGAGCCCCAACCCAACAAUCCAUCGCCAGGGUACAUCAUCAUCAUGCACUUCUCUGAACUAGAGUUCCUCCUGUUCAAUGUCACACGUGAGUUCUCAAUCAACCUCAACAAUGAGCCAUGGCACCCAGACAACAUCAUGCCCAAAUACCUCUACGGAGCCGCCAUCUACAAUAGCGUCCCCUCCUGGAAGAGCCGCUACGACAUAUCCAUCAUUCCCACCGUCAGAGCAACGCAACCGCCUAUCAUCAAUGCUAUUGAAACGUACACCGUCGUCACCACCACCAACCUUGGCACCGACUCCCUGGAUGUGUCUGCGAUCAUGGCAAUCAAGGUGAAGUAUCAGGUGCAUAAAAACUGGUUUGGCGACCCUUGCGGCCCGGAGACUGUUAUGGUGUGGGACAGGUUGACAUGUAGCUACGCCACUACAAGCCCCCCGAGGAUUAUACGCUUGGACUUGUCCUUGAGAGGUCUGAACGGUGAUAUCUCAUCUUCUUUCACCAAUCUCAAAGCUAUCCAGUACUUGAAUCUAUCAAACAAUAACUUGGUAGGGUCAAUUCCAGAUGCCCUUUCGCAGUUAACUUCAUUGACAGUUCUAGAUUUGUCACACAACCAGCUCAAUGGAGCAAUCCCAUCUAGACUUCUCAAAAGAGUUGAAGACGGCUCACUGAAUCUAAGAUAUGGCAACAACCGAGACCUUUGCGCCAAUGACAAUUCAUGUCGGCUGGAACCUAAAUGGAAGAGCAAUCUUGCCAUCUAUAUUGUCGUCCCUGUGGUUGUGUCCAUGAUUGUGGUGAUAGUAGUGGUAGUACUCUUGUGCUCACUAAGACGUAAGAGACAAGGAUCAAUGAAUAACUCCGUGGAGCCACAGAAUGAAGCCACGACGAGCUAUUUGCCGGGAAACAAUGCUCAUAGGGACAGUUUUUCACUACAUCAACUUGAGAGUCGCCGGUUCACGUACGAAGAGCUCAAGAUUAUAACAAACAACUUCCAACGAGUACUUGGCCAGGGAGGGUUCGGGUACGUCUAUGAUGGUUUUCUGGAGGACGACACUCAGGUGGCGGUAAAGUUACGGUCUCAUUCUUCCACUCAAGGUUUCAAGGAGUUCCUUGCAGAGGCUCAUAUUUUAACACGGAUUCAUCACAAAAAUCUUGUCAACUUGAUUGGUUACUGCAAGGAUGGGGAGUACAUGGCACUUGUCUACGAGUAUAUGUCAGAGGGAACCCUGCAUGAGCAUCUUGAAGGCACCAAACACAAUGGAGGACGUUUAUCGUGGAGACAAAGACUCCGAAUCGCACUUGAUUCUGCACAAGGGUUGGAGUAUCUACACAAGGGGUGCGACCCACCUCUAAUUCACAGGGAUGUAAAGGCCUCCAAUAUCCUCUUGAACGCGAGGUUAGAGGCUAGGAUUGCUGACUUCGGCUUAUCCAAGACUUUCAGUGGCGGAAAUGACUACGUGUCCACAACGACACUCGUUGGCACACCCGGAUAUGUCGACCCCGAGUACCACGCAACUAUGCAGCUAACAGCUAAGAGCGACGUGUACAGUUUCGGUGUCGUGCUACUGGAACUGGUCACGGGGAAACCCGCCGUAGUGAGGGAGGCGGCACCCAUCAACAUCAUUCAUUGGUCACGACAACGGAUGGAGCGGGGAAACAUUGAAAGUGUGGUUGAUGCACGUAUGUGUGGCAUUUACGAUGUCAAUAGUGUGUGGAAAGUGGUGGAAAUUGCACUCAAGUGCACUGCAUGUGUGUUGCCGCAACGACCCACCAUGACUGACGUGGUGGAUCAGCUGCAAGAAUGCAUCGAGCUCGAGGAAGGCCGCACCAUUGAAGUUGGAAACAAUGGCUUCUAUACGAGUGGUGGCAGCGACAAUCCGGACUUGAGUUAUAAUGCUUAUAUUGCUGACCAUUCCAGUGAUAGUACUACAUUUCAGACUGAACACGGUGUCAAGAGGGUGCAUUCAAUGCCCACCGGUCCUGCUACACGUUGACAACUCCUAUAUUGGUUUGAGAAUUUCGUAUGAAUGCAACAAUAGAUCCUACAUAUAUAUUUAUUCUCUUGAAGGGAUCCAGACGAGAUACUGAAAUUCUUUUGCCGAAGUGAGUGCACAUGGAUUGAUAUAUCAAAACUCAU